Macrosiphum euphorbiae (potato aphid) is the source of this 1935-nucleotide messenger RNA. The record is from the annotation of a GenBank genome assembly. Lineage: Eukaryota; Metazoa; Arthropoda; Insecta; Hemiptera; Aphididae.
AUGGCGUCGAGCUUGGCACACUUGGCGGAGAACCUCACCACCGCAAAUUUCGACAAGUUUCGCGAAGUCGCGAAAGUGUUCGCCCCUUCGGAGAUGGAGUUGGUCACGCGGAAAGGCGUAUACCCGUAUGAAUAUACAGAUUCGUGGGAUAAAUUGGACGCUACGUCGCUGCCGGAUAAGUUCCAAUUCUACAGCGCGUUGACGGAGACGCACGUGAGCGACGAGGAUUAUAGUCACGCGACCAGAGUCUGGAAUCAUUUCGCCUGCACCUCACUCGGCGCUUAUAGCGAUUUAUACCUUAAAGUCGACGUGGUGUUAAGCGCCGACGUGUUCGAGAAUUUCAGGGAUAUAUUUUACAAAAGUUUCAACCUUGAACUUUUAACUGAUUUCGAGAAAGUUCUGUUUACUGAGGCAGGGACGCGCGGGGGUCUGGUGCAGGCUAGUAGGCGUCACGCUCGUGCCAACAAUCCCGCGACGCCGGGAUACAAUGCCGACGAACCUAGCACGUCUCUCAUAUACUUGGAUGCAAACAAUUUGUACGGGUACGCGAUGUGCAAGUAUAUGCCUAUUAGCGAUUUCACAUGGUACCCAGGGAAUCCGGAAGUCGCGCUGGCCCAGCUGGAGUGGAUGGGCGAGACGGACGACGUGGGUAGAAUUUAUGAAGUAGACAUCUCGUAUCCUCAACACCUGCACGACGCCCACAACGAUAUGCCGUUCUUGCCCCACGCCAGCAUACCACACGGGUCCUCAGUGCGAAAGUUGAUGGUCACUUUUUUGAGGAAAGAACGUUAUGUAGUUCAUUAUAUGAAUUUGAAACAGGCCAUGGCCCACGGUGUGGUAGUCGAAAAAACACAUAGAGUAUUGGAGUUCCGCCAAUCCCCGUGGUUAGCGCCAUACAUCAAUUUUAACACCGAAUUACGCAGACAGGCGGCGAACAAAUUUGAAGAACAAUUUUUUAAAGAUUUGAAUAAUUCAGUGUUCGGGAAAUCGAUUGAAAAUAUGCGGGCCAGAUUCAACUUGGAACUCGUAUCUUGCCCCGCCAGGAUGCGAAAGCUGAUAAACCGUCCCACAUUCAAGUACUGCACGACGUACAACGAAAAUCUAUCGGCGGUCACGCAGCACAGUAAAGAAGUGGAUUUCUGUAAGCCGAUAUAUAUAGGAUUUACCGUACUGGAACUCAGCAAAGUUCUAAUGUACGGAUUUCACUAUGACGUUAUGAAGAGACAUUACGGAGAUAAGAUCGAAUUACUUUACACAGAUACCGAUUCACUAUUCUACCGCGUGGUGACAGACGAUUUUUACGCCGACUUGAUAGACAACCCAAAUCUGAUGCGGUUCAUGGAUACUUCCAAUUUGCCGAAAGACCACAAAUGUUAUUCAACUUUGAGGAAACGGGUGCCGGGUCUUUUUAAAAACGAAACCAAUUCCCGUACAGUCUACGAGUAUGUCGCGUUACGAGCGAAAUCGUAUGCAUACGACGUGGAACAGGAGGUCACAAUUCGCUCGAAGGGUGUCAUGAGGCACGUUAUUAGAAAUCACCUCACAUUCGCCGAGCAUAAGAGGUGUUUGUUUGCCGACGUGGACGACGAUGCGGAAUCCGACGAGUGCGACGACGAAUUCGACGCAAAUAUGGGGAAAAUGUUCGCUGCCGAUUCCGCACUUAAAGCUGUCGCUCAAAUUCAUCGGAACGCCUCAACCGGCUCAACCAACUCGUCGACGACGGUUGCGGCGGCGGCGGCCACGCAUCCAUCCCACGUCUACAGCUACAUGCCAUUCACGCCGUAUAGGGAAAAUGUGUCUAUACGCUCGUUUAAGCACGAGUUACGCACAAUUAGAUCUAUGAAACUCGUCUUGAACAGGGCAGACGACAAGCGUUACGUGUUACCGGACAACAUUUCGACGUACGCGCACGGUCAUCACCGCAUAAAUUAUUAA